AUGAGCGCUUCCCCCACGUCCAAAGACGGCCGACAUGCGUCCCCGGCCCCCAAGUCCAUAGCCCUUCCCGGGAGUCCACUGGCGAGUCCACUGGGGAGUCCGCUGCUGCAUCCAAACGGCGUGAAGAUUGCACAGGACGAAGUACGGCGGCCGUCAAUCCAGUUUCUGGCACACCGGAAUGCAUCGCUACCCAGAGGUACUCCAAGGCCGCGUGAACGAAGAAGGCUGUCGUCACCGCCGCCUCCGCCAGUCUUCCAGCCUCGUGUAUCGUUCGACACCUUCGACAAACCCGCAGACUUCAUUGAAGAGAGUUCAUUCACAUUAAUCGCCAAGCACAAGGACUAUGAAUACACCAAGCGCUCACGGACCUUCUUGUGCGGUUUCGACGAGAACGAGUAUUCCAUAUUCGCGCUGCAGUGGCUCAUUAGCGAGCUAGUCGAUGACGGCGACGAAAUCGUGUGCCUGAGAGUAAUGGAAAAGGAAGAUGCAAUAGCCAACGACCGCAGUGUAGAGACGGGGCGAUAUCGCGUGGAGGCCGAGAAGACCAUGUCCGAGAUACAGGCCAAAAAUCACGACAACAAGGCCAUCAACCUCAUACUGGAGUUUUCAAUAGGCAAGGUCAAUAAGGUGAUCGAUGAUAUGAUAAAUCUCUACGAGCCUGCAAUUCUAGUUGUCGGAACGCGCGGCAAGAGUCUUGGGGGCUUCCAAGGUCUUCUUCCUGGUAGUGUCUCGAAGUACUGUCUACAGCAUUCGCCCGUUCCAGUCAUCGUUGUUCGCCCAACGUCUAAACGGGACAAAGCGAAGAGCAAACGCUCAAAUGACCCUGACCGGCAGACGUACAGGGAUAUCAUUGCAAAGAGUGAAGGUCUUCCAGAUUAUCACAGCCCGCGCAAUAGCUAUUUUGUAAACGAGGACGAAGCAGCGACAAUUGCAGCGGCAGCACCUACACCGAAGCUUGUCGUAGAUGCACAUCCUUUGGCUCAGGUCGAACAUGCGCAAGACAGUGACGAUGAUGCAGACACUGGAAAUAACACGCUAAUUAGGGAUGGCCUGCGAAGUCCGGGCCCGAUGAUGAAGAGCCCGCACUUGCAAAAUCUCGAUAGCCCAGAGCUGAGUAGCCAGUCGAGCAGCGAGGACGAAGAUGAGCAGGGCGCACCAUCAACUAAAUCUGGAACAACUGCUGUGGAUGAAGAUGUGGGUGCAACGGAAAAGUCGAGCGGCGGGGAGGCGGAUGCAGAGGGCCGAAAGAGCUCCAUGUCGUAUGUGGAUAGUCUUACGAGUGAGGCUCAGCCAAAGGCCGACGCGCCGAGGGAGUCAGGGGGCGCAUAGUCUUGUAUAAUACCCAUUUGAUAUCUCUGAGAUUACAGCCUGACACUUGAUGCACGGCAGUGUGUGGCAAGUUCCU
Pyrenophora tritici-repentis Pt-1C-BFP is the source of this 1405-nucleotide messenger RNA. RefSeq names its product UspA, Universal stress protein UspA and related nucleotide-binding protein. NCBI's taxonomy places the organism in Eukaryota, Fungi, Ascomycota, Dothideomycetes, Pleosporales, Pleosporaceae. The record is from RefSeq and is a predicted model, not a curated record.